This is a messenger RNA of Drosophila teissieri, 1127 nucleotides long. It is a transcript of the gene vih, whose product is annotated as ubiquitin-conjugating enzyme E2 C. The coding region runs from base 222 to 758 and encodes 178 amino acids. The transcript is spliced from 2 exons. The record is from RefSeq and is a predicted model, not a curated record. NCBI's taxonomy places the organism in Eukaryota, Metazoa, Arthropoda, Insecta, Diptera, Drosophilidae.
GUUCUCCUUCCAUUUUGUUUUCACACAAAAGUGAAAAAAAAUAUCUGAAAAAGCAACAGACGCGUAUUCCGACCGAUCAAACAAAAUUUCCACUAUACAGUACAUAUAAUCAUUAUCGAGAAUUGAAACCCGACCGCCACGACGCGCGCAAAAUUAGGACACGCAUAUACUGUAAACCAAAAAGCGGAUAGCACUAGCAUCCCACAUAGAGAGAUAUAGUCAUGGCGCAGAAUAUCAGCCCCGAACAAAGUGGAGGAGCAGGAGGUGGCGGCACCAAGCACAGCGAUGACUCCAUGCCCGUGAAAGACAAUCACGCCGUGAGUAAAAGACUGCACAAGGAACUGAUGAACCUGAUGAUGGCCAACGAGAAGGGCAUCUCAGCGUUCCCGGACGGCGAGAACAUCUUCAAGUGGGUGGGCACCAUUGCGGGACCACGGAACACGGUGUAUUCGGGGCAGACGUACCGCCUGUCCCUGGAUUUUCCCAACUCCUACCCGUAUGCAGCGCCCGUGGUGAAGUUCCUGACGUCCUGCUUCCAUCCCAAUGUUGAUCUGCAGGGCGCCAUAUGCCUGGACAUACUGAAGGACAAAUGGUCCGCCCUGUACGAUGUGCGCACCAUUCUGCUGUCCAUACAAUCCCUGCUGGGCGAACCGAACAACGAGAGUCCACUGAAUGCGCAGGCCGCGAUGAUGUGGAACGACCAAAAGGAGUACAAAAAAUAUCUAGACGCCUUCUAUGAGAAACACAAGGACACCUAGAGUUUGGCAAUCUGAUGUCCUAUUUCCUAUGCUCAUAUUGCGGCGUAUUUAUUUACAUAUAGUGCAAGCAACUCCACUCAUCCGAUCCUACUGCCAACCAACAACCAAUCAUCAAUCACCACCGCAUCACCGUAUCGCCGGAUCAUUGGAUCACCAGAUCAAUUUCAACAACGUUUAAUGCUGAUAGUUCAUUUGGCAGAAGACCCCGUGCAUUUCUUAUGUAAUUGUCGAUCGAUAGACGGAUAAUCUGGUUUUUAUUCUCAUUUUUUUUCCUCCCUACAAAUUAAUGAUAUAUGAAUGUAUUGGUAAUGUAAUUUUAAAACUGUCCGUUCUUUAAGAUUAAGCAUAAAUUUUAGUUAAUUGUUUUUA